Molecule: messenger RNA, 396 nt
Organism: Staurois parvus
Lineage: Eukaryota; Metazoa; Chordata; Amphibia; Anura; Ranidae
Source: the annotation of a GenBank genome assembly
AUGGCUCUUCAUAUUUCUGCAGUCUCCAUGAUUCUUUUGGCAAUCAUGGCUUCAGCAUCAUCUGCUUCAAUCAAUCAGGAGGAUUAUCCUGCCGAUGAAGGCGAACAGGCGUCCAGCAAUGACAACUUAAUAUUUGAUGACUACAGGGGCAAAGGCUGUGUGGACGACAGUGGAUUUGUCUAUAAACUAGGGGAGAGAUUUUUCCCAGGCCACUCUAACUGUCCUUGUGUUUGUACAGAGGAUGGACCUGUUUGUGAUCAGCCAGAGUGUCCCAAAAUUCACCCCAAAUGCACUAAAGUGGAACACAAUGGAUGUUGUCCGGAGUGUAAGGAAGUGAAAAACUUUUGUGAAUAUCAUGGGAAGACUUAUAAAAUCCUGGAGGAAUUUAAGGUAUGA